Messenger RNA from Drosophila subpulchrella, 6093 nucleotides. RefSeq names its product polycomb group protein Psc (gene Psc). NCBI's taxonomy places the organism in Eukaryota, Metazoa, Arthropoda, Insecta, Diptera, Drosophilidae. The coding region runs from base 883 to 5598 and encodes 1571 amino acids. Gene Ontology annotation, molecular function: metal ion binding; promoter-specific chromatin binding. The transcript is spliced from 5 exons. The record is from RefSeq and is a predicted model, not a curated record. Gene Ontology annotation, cellular component: PRC1 complex. Gene Ontology annotation, biological process: negative regulation of transcription by RNA polymerase II.
GUACGUGCGAGCAAGAUAGCCAACAAACUGUCCAGUGAGAGGCCGGCGAGAGCGAGACGGCCGAUCGGUGUGCGAACGAAAAAAAAAACAAAGAUACUCGCCCAGAGCAGUUGGCUACCUGCCUGGGCAGCAUAUAAGCGUGUGUGCGAGUGCGAGAGAGUAAAUAGCGACCGACGCGAGCAGAGUACAUAAACGAAAAGCAGCGUGGUCGUCAGUCGGAAAAAAAUACUCAAAGCGAACGGACGUGUGCGGUCGGUUUGUCGACUUUCUUACUUUUAUCGCUAAUCAAACAGAGUGAAGCGACCACUGAAAAUAACCGAGCAUAAAACGUGUGUUUAUAUUACAACAGCAAGCCAAAAGCUAAAGCUUGAAAAUAAUAUUACAAAUAAAAAGGAAAAUUUGAAAGUGAAUUUCCUUUGUGUGACCAAAUGCCGAGGCAGCAAUAACAACAACAACGUCUGCUGCCUUAUGUACGAAGCGCGCGCGUGUGUGUGUGUGCGCGCAGAAACAUAGAGCAAAGCAUAAUACACAAUAAAGGUGCCCACGAAAGCAGAGCAGCCGAAAGUGCCAGCGCGUGUUUGUGUGGCUUGCCUGCAGUUUGAGAAGUGAAGAAGUAAAAAUAAAAUAAGAAAUAAAGUGAAGUACGGUGAAGAGAGAGGGAAAGAGGAGCGAAAACGCUGACUCAAAACGCUGAUGCUCCGAUACUCUGUGGAUUAUUUACUUGGAUUAUUACCCUGCCAUUGGAUUAUAUAUGUAUACAAGGCGACCACCGCGAUGCCAAUUAACUGGCUGGAUUAUUAGUGGAUUAAAAAUUGGAUUCCGAGAUUGACGCUUGUGCGAAAAACAAAAGCGAAUUUUAGCAGCGCGAGAGUAUUAUUUACUAUGAUGACGCCAGAGUCGAAAGCAAUAUCGCCAACAGCAGCAACAACAACAAAAGUAACUGAAGCAACAGCAGCAACAACAACAACAAUGGCCCAUACACAACAAAAGUCGCAGUUGUCAACGUUGGCAAAGGCAACAACAACAGCAGCAACAGAAACAGCGACAACAACAGCAACUAAGGUGGCCAAAAGCGUUGUCAGCAAUGCAAAUAGCAAUGGCAACAAUUCAAGCAAAAAGCUGGCUUUGUCUCAGAAAACAACAGCAACAACAACAGCAGCGGGAACAACUAAUGCUGAUAAAAUGCAAAAGCAACAGCAACUAAAGCAGCAACUUUUUGCUGCCUGCAGCAUUAAAGUAAAAAGUGAAAACACAUUAGCAACUGCUACAACGGCUGCAACAACACUUGCCACCGGCAAAGCAGCAAAAACAAUAUUAGAAAACAGCAUCAAGAAGGAAUCAACGCCUCCGGGAGCGGAAUCCCUUGAGACCGCCGCCUCCUCCUCCUCGUCUUCGUCCUCCUCCUCCACCUCAUCAUCAUCAUCUUCUUGGUCCACGACCAGGAGAGCCCCAUCAGAGGAUGCCAGCACCUCCGCCGACGAGGAGAAGACGGAGGAGGAGCAACAGGCAGCGGCGUCUUCAACGGCGACAACGACUUCCGAUUUGGCCACAACUUCAAGGCCACGCCCCGUCCUCUUAACGGCCGUCAAUCCGCACAUCAUCUGUCACCUGUGCCAGGGAUAUCUGAUCAAUGCCACCACCAUCGUCGAGUGUCUGCACUCCUUCUGCCACAGUUGCCUCAUUAAUCACCUGCGAAAGGAGCGAUUCUGCCCGCGCUGCGAGAUGGUCAUCAACAACGCCAAGCCGAACAUCAAAUCGGACACCACGCUCCAGGCGAUUGUCUACAAGCUCGUGCCGGGCCUCUACGAACGGGAGCUGAUGCGCAAAAGGGCCUUCUACAAGGAUCGUCCACAGGAGGCGGCGUUGGCCACGCCCGAGCAGCGGGGCGAUGACACGGAACAUCUGAUCUUCAGUCCCUCGGAUGAUAUGUCGCUGUCGUUGGAAUACGCCGAAUUGGGUGAACUGAAAAUCGAGUCCGAGUCCGAGUUGGUGGACACACUGCGUCCACGAUACCUUCAAUGUCCGGCCAUGUGCCGAGUGAGCCACCUGAAGAAGUUCGUCUACGACAAGUUCGAGAUCGAUGCCCAGCGCUUUAGCAUCGACAUUAUGUACAAGGUCAAGACAAUCGUCCUGCUGGACUACUACACUCUGAUGGACAUUGCGUACAUCUACACGUGGAAGCGGGAUGCACCCAUGCGGUUUUACUACCGUGUUUAUGAGUCGCCCCAGCCGCUGGUGAAGCCCGCUCCUCGCCGAGUGCUACCACUGAAGCUGGAGAAGCACGAGAAGGAGAAUCAGGAACAACAGCUGGCAGUGGAAGCAUCUUCUCCGAAGGCGGAACAAGCGCCCUUGCCAGAGGUUCAGACUUCCAUUAAAGUGGAGCAGCAGGAGGCCAUCAAGGAAGUAGUGAAAGAGGUGGUCAAAGAGGCGACUGCUCCACCACCCACGACGGAGCCACUCAAGCUGGUGAUCAAUCGAACUAUGCUGGAGAAGCGCGAGAAGAGUCACUCCCCACAGACGAGCUCGAAGUCGUCCUCGAAGAACUCCCCCUCUACGCCCGUUUCUUCGCCCUCAGAGCCCAAUAUCAAGCUGAAGAUCGAUCUGUCCAAGCAGAACAGCGUGACCAUUAUCAAUAUGUCUGAUCCUGAGCGCAGAGAGAUUGUGAAGCCCCUCAAGCCCGAGAAGGAGUCAAGGUCGAAGAAAAAGGACAAGGACGGCAGUCCCAAGUCGUCGAGCAGCUCCAGUUCCAAUUCAAGUGGAGAGCGCAAGCGCAAGAGUCCCAGCCCAUUAACGGUUCCUCCAUUGACCAUUCGCACAGAACGCAUCUUGAGUCCAAGUGGCGUGAGCACCCUGAGUCCAAGGGUCACCAGUGGAGCUUUCUUAGAGGAUCCCAAGUCGGAGUUCCUCAAAUCCUUUGCUCUGAAGCCCAUCAAGGUAAAGGUUGAAUCCCCGGAGAGGAUGACCAACAGCAGGGCCAUUACCCCGCCCUCGGGUGCUUCGCAGAAGUUACCGUCACCAAAAUCUAAGGGUAAUUUGGACGAUAGCGUGCUGAUGAAACCGCCCAGCUGUAUGCCGCCAAAAUCGAUUGCUUCCUCGAAGAGAAAGAGCAAGGACCCAGUGAAGGCGGUGUCCAAGAAACCGAAGCUAUCGCCCCCACUCCCGACGGUGGACUUUAAGAUACGCCUACCUGCCACCAAUGGCAAUCCUCCAGCUUCGGCGACUCCCAAGAUAGAAAAACCACUGAUGCCGCCGCCUUCGAAGCCACCAAUGUUGGCUCCCCGGAAGCUCCAACCCUCCUCCCAGUUUGCUACGCCUCCAUCGCCAAUGCAUCAACAUGCCGGAGUGCAGAUGUCAGCUCCUGGCAACCGGACGCCUAUCGCCAAGCGUUAUCAGCCCAUUCUGCCAAAGGCUUCGCGACCGAAUCCGUUUGCCAAUAUUCCAAAUGAUGUCAAUCGCCUGCUCAAGGAUGCUGGAACCGAAAUUAAGUCGAUUGGCAGCGGAUCGGGAGAGAGUACCAGUAGCCCUGCCCAGAAGUCGCAUGUGUAUGGACCCAAAGGCGACGCAAAGAUGGGGCCACCGCCUUCGCCAGCGAUCUCCGCUAACGGAACAGCUGCACCUCAGGGUAACAGAAGUCUUGGAAAGCAGGGAAGCAAUUCGCAGAUGUCAGCUCCCAACAAGAGUAACAGUGCCAACAACUAUCUGAAUCUGGCGCUGUUCAAUUCCAGCAAGUCCAAGGGCAAGGAGGCGCCUCCUGGCUGCCGCACUCCCAUGUACACGCCCAAUUCGCCCAUCUACUCGCCCAGCUCGCCGCAGUAUGUGCCCAGCUACAAUAUCCCAACGAUGCCCACCUACAAGUACACGCCAAAACCAACGGGAAAUGCCGGAACUGGUAGCGGUGGUGCCGGCAGCUACCUGCAGAACAUGCUAGGUGGCGGCAGUGGGGGAUCUCUUGGUGGACUGUUUCCCUCACCGCCCACCAAAUCCGAUCAGAAUACCAAUCCAGCUCAAGGAGGUUCAUCUUCGGCUUCCCAAACGGGAGGCCACGGAAAUGCGAAUGGCAAUCUCUACCUGCCCAAUGAAGAUGCACCCGAGAAGCAGCAGGUGAAGGUCAAGUCGCUGCUCAACUCUUGCAACAUCAAUAUCCCCUCUUCGCUUUCGAUCACCAUCUCUCGGGACAAUGGAGAUCCCUCGUCACCCAGCAAUGGACAGCAUCCCAAGCACAAGAGUCCGGUUAAUAACUACAUUGAGAUUGUUAAGCUACCUGACCAGCCACAGGAUCAGGGUCAAGCCGCCAAGGAGGCCCAGAAACGACAGUCGCCACCUGCUGCAGGACAAGGACCGCAGCCCGCCAAAUUGCCACCUCCGCCGCCAUCCAAGGCAAUUCCUUCGCCGCAGCACUUAAUGUCGCGCAUGACGCCGCCACAGUUGCCCCAAGUAGCCACCCCUCCGCCUCCAAGUGCUCCUCGUGUGAUCACUCCACCAAAAUCCUCACCUCCUGCCAAUGCCGCCAAGGGAACGCCUUUGAAGCCAGUGCUUACGCCCACGCAGGGUGAUAAAAAGACACCCAGCCCGGAGAAGCGAAAUGCAGCCCAAAUGGGUAGUCAUUCACCAACGGCCAGUGAAAACAAGUCGCCCAAAGGAGGAGCAAAUGCGGGAACGGCCACCCAGAAUGGAGAUCCGGCGGCCAAGAAGUUCCGGCCCAUCCUGCCCCGCCAGAAUGCCAUGCCUGAGUUGGCGCCCAAGUUGCCAACGCUGGCGCCUCCCUUCGGUUUCAAUCCACCCCUAAAUCCAGCCACCGGCAAGAAGGUGCCGCCUAGCAAGAAGUCACCGAAUGCUGGAGCCACUGGCCACCAGCCUGGUCAGCAGAAGCUAGCGAACGGAGGAUCACAGCAGCAGGCGCCGCAGAAACCCAGUCCACCCCAAAAGAACCCACAGCAGGGUAAAAAGGUGUCCAAAAACCCAACGCCACCGCCUCCAUCCCUGCCAGGAAUGGGCAAAAUGUUGCCCCAUCCCGUCAUGCACAGCCAGAAUGCGCCGCUCAGCAUUGCCUCUAGUGCCAGUGCUGCGGCAGUCGCCUCCGGACAACUGGACCUGACCAACUUCAUCAAGGAGAACCUGAUGAGGGUGCAAGCGGCGCAGGCUGCCCAGGCGGCGGCCGCUGCUAACCAGUCGAAUAUGAUGUACAACUUUGCCCAAAUGGGUCACAUGUCCCCGGCGAUGUACGGCUACCAGCAGGCGUAUCUCAUGGAGCAGUUGUCGCGGAUGCAGCGCGCCGGAAACGAGGUGUUCAACGAUUACCUGCAGAAGCUAAAGAGCGCCGCCGUCGCCGGUGGAGCAGGAGGUGGAGGGCCGGCUGAAGGAGAGCUAAAGCCGAUGCUACCCACUGUGACGUUGCCCAGUCCAGGAGCCACUCCGGCGGCAGCCAGCCCCAAAACAUCACCCCUGCCUGUAGGAAAACUUGCGGCAGCGGCAACGGCGCCCCAAACCAAGGGAAACGGCAGCAGUGGAGCGAGUGCACGGCAACAGACGGCGGCCACCGGCAACAACGGGGCAACAGCCUCUGCCGCCUCCUUGCCACCGGCCACCAAGAGCAAGUGAAGGAGUGGAGUAGUCGCUGCUGCAACCCCCCACGUAGCUCUAAUUAAUUUUUAAAGACCUUGUUUUAGUUAUUCAUUUACGUUACCCGUUCGUUCGUUGGUGCUUUAUCAGAGCCCACGACCAGAACCAAUUCCUCGCCCUAAUUACGGUGGCACGAAAUCCAACCCCUGCACCUGGGGGUGGAUUCUCUUCACCCAAAAAAUGUUACGCAUCUAGCCGAGUGUAAACUGCCCUUGGUAGUAAGCCGGCGCUCUGUAAAUAUAUAUUAAACCAUGCAGAUAUCUAGAUCUAAGCAGUGAUGUUGAAUUGUAUUAAAAAAAUAAAAGAAAGGAGGAUAAGACAGCGAUUCAGAAUCGAUAUAUAUGCAGAUAUACGAAUUAUAUUUAUUCAUUUCCGUAAGCUAAGUUAAACCUAAGUGUAAAUACCAGCUGUAAUAUACCAUUUUGUAUAAUCUUUUCUACGUAAAAUCAAGCGGAAAAAUAGAAAUCUAAUUUA